AUUCAAUCAACUAUCAAGAAAUGGCAUCGAUGACCAUGACAGCCACAUUCCUACCUGCCGUCGCUAAGCUUCCCUCAGCCACCGGCGGACGAAGGCUCUUGGUGGUCAGAGCUUCAACGAGCGAGAACACGACCGGCUUAGAAAUCAAGGCCAAGGAGGAAAAGAACAGCACCACAAUGAGGAGGGAUCUCAUGUUCACGGCGGCGGCUGCGGCGGUUUGUUCCUUGGCUAAGGUAGCCAUGGCGGACGAGGAGGAGCCCAAGCGAGGGACAGAGGCAGCUAAGAAGAAAUACGCUCAAGUUUGUGUCACAAUGCCUACGGCCAAGAUCUGCCGCUACUGAUUCAACAAUUUACCUUCCCAUAUGUCUCUCCCUCUCCCUUUCAAUUUCGGUAAAGUUUCAUAAUUAAGUUUGGUAUGUAAUCAUAUAUUUGAUCCAUUCACUAAAAAACCCUUUUGUCUUUCGACUAGAA
Eutrema salsugineum is the source of this 471-nucleotide messenger RNA. Its product is annotated as photosystem II 5 kDa protein, chloroplastic. The transcript has a single exon. Lineage: Eukaryota; Viridiplantae; Streptophyta; Magnoliopsida; Brassicales; Brassicaceae. The record is from RefSeq and is a predicted model, not a curated record. Bases 21 to 341 code for a protein of 106 amino acids.